Molecule: messenger RNA, 1039 nt
Organism: Dendrobium catenatum
Lineage: Eukaryota; Viridiplantae; Streptophyta; Magnoliopsida; Asparagales; Orchidaceae
Product: protein MAK16 homolog B
Exons: 7
Coding region: 44-739 (231 amino acids)
Biological process (GO): maturation of 5.8S rRNA; maturation of LSU-rRNA
Cellular component (GO): preribosome, large subunit precursor; nucleolus
Source: RefSeq, a predicted model, not a curated record
AUAGUUCAUUUAUAAUAUUUUUGCAGGGGUGUUUUACUUGUACAUGAAAACUAUUGAAAGGGCUCAUAUGCCAAACAAAUUAUGGGAAAGAGUUAAGCUACACAGAAAUUAUGAAAAGGCUUUGGAGACUAUUGACAAACAUAUGCAAUAUUGGCCUAAAUUACUCGUACACAAAUUAAAGCAACGCCUCACUAAAAUGACACAAUAUCGGAUACGCAUGAGAAAGCUUCAGUUAAAAGUGAGGGAGAAAAUUAUGACAGUACCUCGGAAAGAGAAAAAGAGAGAAGCUAGAAGGGAGGAGAAGGCUGAAAGAGCUGCUGUGCUUGACAAGAGUAUUGAGAGAGAGUUGCUGGAGCGCUUAAAAAAAGGCGUUUAUGGUGAUAUUUAUAAUUACCCUGUUGAGGCCUACAACAACGUUCUUGAAAUGGAAGGGCUCGAGCCUGCUGCAGAAGAAGAUGAGGAAGAGCCUGAAAUAGAAUAUGUUGAAGGUUAUGAAGACCUUGAAGAGGAAGAAGACAUGGAAGAUUUUGGCAGUUUUGCAGAGGAAGAUAACUCUGCGGAUGAUGAACAUGAUGAUGCGCAUGAAGAUCAGCCAAAGAAAAAACAAAGAGGAUUUAGUUCUGAUUCUGUAAAGGCCGACAAAACCCUUACUAAUUCAAAAUCCAAAAGAAAUGGAAGAGUACUCAUUGAGGUUGAGGAUGAUAAGGAGAUUUCAGAUUGGCGAAAAUUGCAAUUUUGAGCUCCAGCAGCAUCAACCAAUUUUGUUCAAUGUAGUAAAUUUCAAAACUGACAAAAAUAAGUCUUCAACAUUAAUUUUGUAUUAGGCACUCGGAGUUUUUGCUGCAAGAUACCUAAGCUCCUAAGCUUUCAGGUUUGUACUAUUUAGAUUAUAUCUUAGGUCCUUGCGCAAGGAAUUUUGGGUUCUUUUUAUAUGGAUGAGCUUAUUAUUAUGUUUUAGGUCUGUCACGAAGAAAUACAUGUCAUGUAUUAUGUGAUCAGGAGUUAUUUUAAAGUUAUAUGGCUAAGCCUUCUAAGCAUA